CCAGAGAUUGUCAGAUCCUCAGUCCCAGCGGAGAGGCAGUGAAAGAGAAGGGGGAGUGUGGUGGUGGGUACUGCUGCUGUUGUUGGCAGGUUUGUGUGUGUGUGUGUGUGAGAGCGAGGAAGGCGUGACCAGCAUGGGGAAUGCCAGAUUCCCCGAAACACACUGCCUUGCACACACACAACCACACUCUCUGCCUUUCACUGUUUUUCUCUCCUCACUCCAAAGCUCUGAACAGAGAUAAUCCAGCCAGCAUUGAGCAUCGGACAGCGCACGGCUCACUCGGAGCAUAGCCACCCUUCUGCUCUCCAGAGGCAUCCCAGGACCACCACCACCCCAAAAAAAAUAAAGGCCACCCCCAGGGGAGGAGGUUAAAAAAAAAAGCAUGAGGUUUUUGCUGAUUUGGGGUCUCCUUUGUGCCGCGCGGCUGUUCGGAGCAGACGCCGUCGAAUUGAAUGAGAUGUUCGGACAAAUCAGCUCUCCCGGUUAUCCGGACUCUUAUCCCAGCGAUUCGGAAGUGACGUGGAAUAUUUCGGUGACGGAGGGCUUCCGCGUCAGUCUCUACUUCAUGCAUUUCGACCUGGAACCGUCCUACCUUUGCGAAUACGACUACUUGAAGGUCGAGUCAGAGGAUCAAGUCUUGGCGACGUUCUGUGGGAAAGAGGACCGAGAUCCGGAACAGAGCCCUGGACGAGAGCCAAUCACGUCUCCGGGUUCACAUCUGAGCCUGACGUUCCGAUCCGACUUUUCCAACGAGGAACGGUUCACGGGCUUUGAUGCCCAUUACGCCGCUGUGGAUAUCGAUGAAUGCUUGGAGAGCAACGAUGAAGAACUGGCCUGUGACCAUCACUGCCACAACUACAUCGGAGGCUAUUAUUGUUCCUGCCGCUUUGGGUACAUUCUCCACUCGGACAACAGGACCUGCAAAGUGGAAUGCAGCAACAACCUCUUCACCCAAAGGAGUGGGGUGAUCCACAGCCCCGACUUCCCCAACUCCUACCCCAAAAGCUCCGACUGCGCGUACCGCAUUGGGUUGGAGGAAGGAUUUUUCAUUACGCUCCAGUUUGAUGAAAGUUUCGACAUCGAAGAUCACCCGGAGGUCACCUGUCCCUACGAUUACAUUAAGAUCAAAACUGGAUCGAAAGAACUUGGGCCCUUUUGCGGAGAAAAAUCUCCUGGACGGAUUGAAACCCGGAGCAACCAAGUUCAAAUCCUGUUCCACAGCGAUAAUUCGGGAGAGAAUGGAGGGUGGAAAUUAACGUACACCACCACAGGGGAUGCCUGCCCACUUCCAGAUCCCCCCAUCCAUGGAAAACUGGAACCUUCACAAGCCACCUACACGUUCAAAGACCAAAUUGUGAUCAGUUGCAAUCCAGGAUACAACGUGGUAAAGGACGAUGUGGAGAGUGAGACGUUCCAGAUGGAAUGCAUGAAGGAUGGGGUAUGGAGCAGCCAGAUGCCGGUUUGUAAAAUUGCAGACUGCAAAGCCCCCCGAGAAAUCUCGCACGGCUUCGUCACCUUCUCCACCCCACAAAACCUGACCACCUACCAGUCGGAGAUCCGGUAUUUCUGCCAAGAGCCGUUCUACCAAAUGGUUCCCAACGUCACAGGGAUCUUCACCUGCGACGCCAAAGGCGCUUGGAGAAGCAGCGAGCUGGGAACCCGUCUACCCUCCUGCAAGCCAGUGUGUGGACAACCCAGCCGUGCUCUGCCCACCCUGGUCAAACGAAUCAUCGGCGGAAGAAACGCGGAACCUGGUUUUUUCCCCUGGCAAGCUCUGAUCGUGGUUGAGGACACGUCUCGGGUGCCCAAUGACCGGUGGUUCGGCAGCGGCGCCCUCCUCUCCGAAUCGUGGGUCUUGACCGCUGCCCACGUCCUCCGUUCCCAACGACGGGACAACACGGUGAUCGCCGUCUCCAAAGAACACGUCAACGUCUACCUGGGCCUUCAUGACGUCCGCAACAAAAUCGACGCGGUGAACCGGACGGUGGAGAAGAUCAUUCUCCACGAGUCGUUCGAUAUCCAGAAUUACAACCAUGACAUCGCGUUGGUCAAGUUGAAAGAGAAGGUGACCAUGGGACCUUACAUUAUGCCGGUUUGUCUACCCCGGGAUCCGCACGAGUUAGGAGGACCUCAACCCAACACGCUGGGCUUGGUGGCCGGUUGGGGUAUCUCCAACCCCAACAUCACGGUGGACGAGGUCAUCAGUUCUGGGAUGCAGACCUUGUCGGAUGUCCUCCAGUAUGUGAAGCUACCGGUGGUCCUCCACGCGGAGUGCAAGACAAGUUAUGAGUCCAGAUCUGGUAACUACAGCGUGACGGAGAAUAUGUUCUGCGCCGGUUAUUACGAAGGAGGGAAGGACACCUGCCUUGGAGAUAGCGGUGGUGCGUUUGUCAUCCGAGACUUGGACGACCGCAAGUGGGUGGCCCAAGGAUUGGUCUCCUGGGGCGGACCAGAAGAAUGUGGCAGCAAACAAGUCUACGGGGUUUACACUAAGGUAUCCAACUAUGUGGACUGGCUGCAGGAGAAAACAGGGUGGACAUUCCUGGAUUCCAAUCGGGAGAAGAGAUGAACUGGACUAAAGUGAGACCCAGCCCAAGGACUGUGUUUGAAGAACGUCAACCAAGCUCAGCCCAAGGACUGUGUUUGAAGAACGUCAACCAAGCUCAGCCCAAGGACUGUGUUUGAAGAACGUCAACCAAGCUCAGCCCAAGGACUGUGUUUGAAGAACGUCAACCAAGCUCAGCCCAAGGACUGUGUUUGAAGAACGUCAACCAAGCUCGGUAACAUUCCAAGUUCUUUGAGGGCAUUAUGGAUGGGGAGAAAGAUCUGGAGAUCUUUCCCCCCCCCCCUUGCAUCCGAAUUUCAGACGCUUCAACGGCAACAUUGCAUCCCUGAGAAGAAGCAACGUUACUAUCCCGCAAAUUCCAGAAAGUGCGAUUGGCGUGUAUUGAAUGGCGUCCAUUGAAUCGUUUUACGACUUUCUUCCCAGCUUUUCGGUGUUGGCAGUGGGACAGUUUAAAGAUGCGCUGAAUUAUGUCGUUUUGUAGAAAAGGGGAUUCAAGACUGUGUUGAGCUAAAGCAAUGUUACUUAAUUUUUAAGACUUUUUAAAGCAGGGGUCUCCAACCUUGGCAACUUUAAGCCUGGAGGACUUCAACUCCCAGAAUACCCCAGGCUUAAAGUUGCCAAGGUUGGAGACCCCUGCUUUAAAGUCUUUUUUAAGGACUUCAAUUCCCAGGAUUCCCCAGACUAGCUGAAGAGAGUUGAAGUACAAUCUUUAAAAAGUUUCAGAAGUUGAGAAACAACUGUUGGUGGAACAUUUGCUCCCUCUAGUGGCCAUUUCUGGAAUAGGAAUCUGGUCCUUUGAAAGUAGAAAGAUCUUUGAAUCUCUUGUCAGUUAUACCCCAAAAUCUGAAUGGUUGGAUAAUUUUUUCCCUGUGAAAUAUAGAACCCCCAAAUUCAACGAGACGCUCCAAACAUUUGUGUGGCUGUGGUUGUUGCUGUGUGCAGCAUUUCAGUGAUGUUCAUUCAGCUUUCAAUCGAUCUUUGAAUACAAAUCAUUUUCUUUUUUUUCUUUUUUUUUUUAUUGAAAGAGUUUUUAAAAAAACAAAAACAUUUUUCCCCCU
This is a messenger RNA of Ahaetulla prasina, 3624 nucleotides long. It is a transcript of the gene MASP1, whose product is annotated as MBL associated serine protease 1. Bases 383 to 2569 code for a protein of 728 amino acids. The transcript has 11 exons. The record is from RefSeq and is a predicted model, not a curated record. Lineage: Eukaryota; Metazoa; Chordata; Lepidosauria; Squamata; Colubridae. Gene Ontology annotation, molecular function: calcium ion binding; serine-type endopeptidase activity. Gene Ontology annotation, cellular component: blood microparticle; extracellular region. Gene Ontology annotation, biological process: zymogen activation; complement activation.